CUGGCAAUACUGUCCUGGCUUGCCGGUUCUUUGCGUUCCAUAAUGUUGCUGUAUUGCAUAAAUCGGUUACGGCCGUUAUAUCAUGUAGCGUUACGGCAUUUUCUAAGGUAUCGAUAGCGGAAUGAUCGAGUCGGUGAGACAAUACUCGAUUGCAAUGUUCAAUUAAUAAAUACUUUUUGCAAUAGAACUUUCUCACAGUAUGAAUUGCAGUAACAGUCUUUUGUAACAGUGCGUCCUUAUUUUGAUUGUGGGGCAAGUAAAAGUGGUUUAAUAUUGUUUACAAAUAUGUGGAUCAAGAAAUAUUAAUUUGUUCAUUACAAUAAAAUACAGCUACAAUACUGUUGGCCACUUCGUUGGCUACGAGUGUAAUACCUAGUUGCAAUUUAGAGUGCAAUAUUGUUAUGUCGCUAGUUUCGUGAAGACAUGCUACAAAAGCGAUCCAAAUUUCGAAGAUUGCUCGCGGGAAGCCGUGCAGCAGUUGUUCAAUGCGCUCGGUCCAGGUCUACCAGAUAUCGGAAUGGAACCUUUAGACCCCCUCAAAAUACCUAAAAUAAGGAUUUUGCAAGGUGACGGUCCUGUUAACGUCAAUGCUGCUUUGGAUGACGUCACGGUUACAGGUUUUGGGAAGACGCAAGUGUUGUCGAGUCAAGUGGAUGGCAAAACCUACGAUUUUCAUACAAAGGUUCGAGUUCCAAAAAUAAGAAUAGAAGGCACUUAUGACCUGAAAGGAAAGAUUUUAUUAAUUCCUUUGGUUGGUCGCGGUGUAUGUUGGUUUGAGCCGACAAAUAUGACAAUUGAUAUCAUCAGCGAUGUUAAAGUGUACAAUAAGGAUGAAUUUGUAUUUUUCAAUGUCACUGGGGCACAUGUCAAGUAUGCCAUCGGAGGGUUAAAAUUACGCAUGAACAAUUUGUUCGACGGCAUUGAGUCGUUGGAGGAGAGUACUAACGCCUAUUUGAAUGCUAAUUGGCGACCUGUCUCCGAAUCUUUGCGGCCGAUUUUAUCAAAGACUAUAGAAGAUAUUUUACUUGGUUUUAUGCAAAGAUUAUUCAAUAAUUUACCUGGAGAUUUCAUGAUCGGGGACGUGAAAAAUAACUUGCCAAGUAAAAAGACGGAUAAGAAAGUAUAAUUAUUAUAGUUUUAAGUUACAAAAAAUUAUUUAAAAAGAAUUAGUUACAUUAGGAUUAUUCAGAAAAUGUCUUAACGUAAUUUUAAAUUAAUUCUGAAGUAUCUUGACGUGAAAUAUUAUACCUAUGUGUAUGAGUGUCUGUAGGUACAUACUUAUUUGACUAUUCGUUUAUACUUACUAAAGUAUUUCAGCGUGAUAUUUAGGUAAAAUACUUUGAAACCUGAAUCUCAAAUCUAAUUAAAAUCUAUUGGAAACUGAGCGAGAUGUAUGAAAUUCGAAUGAAGUUGCGUUACCUUGACUGAAAAAUGGUUGUGUUGUGUAAAUACUGAAAACUAUAAACACCGA
This is a messenger RNA of Helicoverpa zea (corn earworm), 1471 nucleotides long. RefSeq names its product circadian clock-controlled protein daywake-like. The record is from RefSeq and is a predicted model, not a curated record. The transcript has 6 exons. Bases 518 to 1126 code for a protein of 202 amino acids. NCBI's taxonomy places the organism in Eukaryota, Metazoa, Arthropoda, Insecta, Lepidoptera, Noctuidae.